Fragaria vesca subsp. vesca is the source of this 1752-nucleotide messenger RNA. RefSeq lists its product as uncharacterized. Lineage: Eukaryota; Viridiplantae; Streptophyta; Magnoliopsida; Rosales; Rosaceae. The coding region runs from base 1 to 1752 and encodes 583 amino acids. The transcript has 4 exons. The record is from RefSeq and is a predicted model, not a curated record.
AUGAUACACGGAGGCAAGCGGCAACGCACGGAGUCAAGCGGCGACGCCUGGCGGCAAGCGGCGUCGCACAACGGCAAAGCGCUCUCAUCCCAAUCCCAACAAUUCACUCUUCACCGGUCUUCAGGAGUUCAAGCAACUAUGGCAGGCACUACUUCUUCCUCUGCAUCUAAUCUAGUUCCGGAGCUGAAUAGCCAGAAUAGGUCAGUCUUGAAAGAGUUGAAGGCUAAUUCAAUUGAUAUCGGUUGGGAAUAUGCACAUAUUGCAAACAUCAAGGGGAAUGUUCACGGUUGUAAGAAGAGUUCGGAUGAGGACAAAGCCAAAUGUAUCAAAGCUAUUGAAGAUGGGCGAAAUAAGAAGAGGCAAAAGAUUAUCUUUGAAGAAGAAUUGAGGCAAGAAGUUGUUAUUGAAGAAGAUGAAAGGGAAGAGGAUGGAUCAAGUCAUGAGACAAGAAGAAAGAGGCGCUUUCUUGGACCUAUGGACCGUUAUGCAUCCACCAUUGAUCCCGAUUCUUCAUUGGAUGGAAGCAAGAAGAUGAAGCAACAAAAUAUCAAUGAUUCACUUUUCAAGGAAAGAACACAUAAUGUGCGUCAAUAUUUGGCUAGAUGGGUGUAUGAAGCCGGCCUUCCUUUCCAUGCCAUUAAGAAUGAUAGCUUUAAGAGGUUUGUGGAAGCGGUUGGGCAAUUUGGCCCGAGUUACAAACCACCAACCCAAUACCAAUUAAGGGAGCCAUUGUUGAAGGAAGAGGUGGAGAGAACUAAGGGCUUAUUAAAGAGGCAAGAAGAGGAGUGGGCAAAGAAUGGUUGCUCUAUCAUGACCGAUGCAUGGAGUGACCGGAAAAGAAGAAGUAUCAUGAACUUGUGUGUUAAUUGUGCGGAAAGGACAACCUUUCUUUCUUCUAAGAAAGCAUCGGAUGAGUCACACACCGGAAAAUAUAUUUUUGAAUAUGUAGCCAAGUGCAUUGAAGGAAUUGGGCCACAAAAUGUUGUUCAAGUGGUAACGGAUAAUGCUUCAAAUAACAUGGCGGCGGGAGAUUUGUUAAAGUUGAAGAGGCCAACAAUAUUUUCGACUUCUUGUGCAACUCACACCAUCAAUCUUAUGCUUCAAGGAAUUGGCACCCAACCUAAAUUCAAGAAUGUGAUUGACAAAGCAAAGAGUUUCACCAUCUACAUUUAUGCACAUCACAAGACUUUGCACUUGAUGAGAAAGUAUACAAAGAAAAGAGACAUAGUGAGGCCGGGAGUCACAAGAUUUGUAACCGCUUUCCUUACUUUACAAAGCUUGAUGGAGAAGAAGAUUGAGUUGAGAUCUAUGAUUACUAGUGUCAAGGUGUUUCGCCUUGUUGAUGGGGAUCGGAAGCCAUCAAUGGGUUUUGUGUAUGGAGAGCUACAAAAAGCUAGAGAAGAGAUUAAGAAGAUAUACAAAAAUCAAGAAGCUCACUAUCGUCCAAUCCUUGACAUUGUUGAUGGCAAAGCCAGUGAACGACUUGAUAGUCCAUUGCAUUUAGUGGGACACCUCUUGAACCCUUAUUACACAUAUGUUGAUCCAAGCAUUGUAAAUGAUGGAGUUGUCAUGGAUGGGUUUAUUGAAUGUGUAGAAAAGUUCUUUGGUGAUGAUCUUGACAUUCAAGAUAAGGUGACAAAUAUAGAAUUGCACAAGUACUUGAAUAAAGAGGGUUCAUUUGGAAAACCUAUCGCUUUGAAGGGAUGCUCACAAGAUAAUGAAAAUUAUAAUCCGGGUAAGAAAACUUCAUAA